AUCCACAAUAAAGUGUAGAUGAAAAAGUAAAAAAAAUAAAAUAAUUAUUAUGAUUUUUCACUUUUUAUUGUAACCGUUACAACUUGCAGCACUUUUGUCUCUCCUGCACACGAGACCCACAUACACUAAUUAAACGCACCCACGCAUUUGAGUGCAUGAGAGUUAUUAAGCCCUGUCUCUCUUAUCUGCAGUUAUUUACAUAUAAGUGACUUUUCAUUAGCUUCUGCAUUUUCAUAACUCCUCUCUUCUCAAAUGUGUUCUUAACAUGUGAUUUGUACUUGUACAUGCACACCCCAUGCAUUUUUCAUCAUCUCAUUUCACUUUCUCACCAAAUACACACACACACACACAACUUCCAUGUUUAUGUCACCUAUAUUUGUUAACUACAAUUUUUUCUGAUCAAGAUACAAGAUAUGUCUAAGUGCUCAUGUCAAGCGGAGUUGGAUACAAUGCCUUGUACAUAUAAUUUCAAGAAAGUAAAGAGCCAUCUUAGGCUUUUCGAGCCUUCGGUUAGAAUUUUGUUUGUGAUAUUUGUUACAGUUCUGGUUACAUGUUGCUUUCUUUACUUGAACUAUGGAGAUUUAUCCAAAGGGUUGCAGCUGUCGAUGCAAGCUGAGAAGUUUUCGGGGUUGAGAUUUCAUAGGGAUGGUGGUUCGCGUAGAAAGAUUGAAUUUUUGAGUGAAAAGGGUGGUUCUUGUGAUGUGUUUGAGGGUGGUUGGGUGUGGGAUGAAAGCUAUCCAUUGUAUCAGUCCAGAGACUGUAAGUUUUUGGAUGAGGGGUUUAGGUGUUCGGAGAAUGGCCGUCCUGAUUUUUUCUACACAAAGUGGCGAUGGCAACCUAAAGCUUGUGAACUGCCCAGAUUUGAUGCAAAAUUAAUGUUGGAGAAGCUGCGGAACAAGAGGUUAGUUUUUGUGGGAGAUUCGAUUGGGAGAAACCAAUGGGAGUCCCUGCUCUGCAUGCUAUCUUCUGCAGUUGCCAACAAGGGAUCGAUUUAUGAAGUUAAUGGCAAACCAAUUACGAAGCACAAGGGGUUCUUGGUCUUCAAGUUUGAGGAAUACAAUUGCACAGUUGAGUACUAUAGGGCUCCAUUUCUUGUGUCACAGGGCAGACCUCCUGCUAAAUCUCCAUCGAAUGUAAGAAGUACCCUGAAAUUGGAUCAGGUAGAUUGGAGCUAUUUUAAAUGGAGGGAUGCGGAUAUUUUGGUUUUCAACACGGGGCAUUGGUGGAAUUUCGAGAAGACUACUAGAAUGGGUUGUUACUUCCAAGAAGGAAGAGAAAUAAAGAUGGAGAUGCAAAUAGAUGCUGCAUAUCGGAAGUCCUUAGAUACUGUCAUAGGCUUUAUACAGCGGGAAGUAAAUACAAACAAGACUCAAGUCUUUUUUCGCACAUAUUCCCCUGUACAUUUCAGAGGCGGGGAUUGGAGACAUGGCGGAGGCUGCCACGAGGAGAAACUGCCAGAACCAGACACGUACAAAGUGCCAUCUUACAGUUUAGGAAACUACAACAUAUUUAAAGAAGUGUUAUCAUCCCAGUUGAGCAAAUCGCACGGUAGCCAAUUAGAAGUGCUAGAUGUUAGUAAUAUGACAUCAAGAAGAAAAGAUGGACAUUCAUCUAUUUAUUAUCUUGUCCCCCAUUCGUCUCACAGUAGACAGGACUGCAGCCACUGGUGCCUACCUGGAGUUCCGGAUUCAUGGAAUGAGCUACUCUACGCUCUUUUUCUAAAGCGAGAGGCGUCUCUCGUCAUGAAUUCAUCUAAGAUGUGGACAACUUCAUGACUGCCUGCAAUAGGAUAUGUUUGACAUAGAAAUGAAGAUACAAAAAAAAAUUAUGAAGACCAUAACAGAUGGUUUUACAGAGUAUAUUACCAACAGCAGAGUAGGGUAUGUUAUAUGAUUACUCUCUUUUUUUUUUAAUGGUUGAUUUGUAAGCUUUACAUACAAACAAACAUCAAUGGUCUCAA
Messenger RNA from Daucus carota subsp. sativus, 1960 nucleotides. RefSeq names its product protein trichome birefringence-like 10. The transcript is spliced from 4 exons. Lineage: Eukaryota; Viridiplantae; Streptophyta; Magnoliopsida; Apiales; Apiaceae. Gene Ontology annotation, molecular function: O-acetyltransferase activity. The record is from RefSeq and is a predicted model, not a curated record. Bases 414 to 1775 code for a protein of 453 amino acids. Gene Ontology annotation, cellular component: Golgi apparatus.